AUGGGGUGUGGCGCCUCGGUCCCCAACGGGAAGGGCCGGAAGCGCCGGAGCGUCGUACAGGAGGUCGCCGUGUUCAUCCCGACCAUCCGUGUCCCGGUGGCCACCGACGUGGUCCAACCGCUCAGGGGACUGGUUUCCAAGGAGCUCGUCGAUCGCCUCGCGACGCUCCGUUCCAACGUCGUCGCGCUGGCUGAAGAUAUCUAUCAUGGGGAUAUGUCGGCUGUCUCUGAACUGCAACGCGCCCUUGAGGAGUACCUGCCUGUUGUUCUUGGAUUAACAGCGAAAGAGAGCCGUCUUGAAGCAUCUGUGCAAUUCAGCUGGAGGACCAUAGACGAUGAUCAGGAGUGCUGUCUCGCGAGCGCGUGGUACGAAGUACUUUCUGUUGUCCACAUGAUGGCGAUGCUUGCGCUGUUUGAGGCAAACCUCAAACUCAUCCCGAGAGACGGCCAAAAUGGAGCUGAAAAGAAGGUAUCUGAAGAUUCAAAGAAGGAUGUUGUGGACUCAUUGCUCAGGGCAUCAGGGUGCUUAGACUACUCCGUGCAUCACAUACUUGUUCAAAUACCUGCACAAAUUAAGAAGAGUUUUCCUAGUUACCUGCAGGAAGGUAUGCUUGAGGCCAUCUCAAUUCAGUCUUUGGCUCAGUGUGUAGAGAUACAGCUAGGAUUGGCUUCUGAGUGUGAAAAGGCGACGUUGUCGGUGAAGAGGCGGCUAGCCUGCGAGCAAGUCAGCUAUUUUUCAAAGGCUCACUACUGUCUGUCAGGAUGCGACACGAGCGACUCGUAUGGGAAGAAGCUUCUGCUCUUCCUCAAGUGGAAAUGGAUGGACGCCAAGGCAGUAGCAUAUUACUACCAUGCUCUAGUGCUCGACAAGGGGAGCGAGCCGACCAACCAUAUAAGCGCGGUCUGCUGCCUCUCUGCAGCUGAUGACAUCCUUGCAGAGAGCAAGAGGGCUUGUCUGAGCUUUUGCCUGGCAAAUCCCAUCACAAGGGUGCCUCCUCCUUGGGGCAUCAUGAAGAACAUGCACAAGAAAAUUCCAGAUGUCGCGUACAAGAAAUUCCAAAUAUAUGGGCAUCUUUUCGAGCAAGACAAGAAAAGUGCCCUUCAAUCCUUGCCCGAUCUUCCGGAGUUUCCGCUGUCGCUGAGACCCGAAGACUACGAAUUUCCGGGCACCGAUUCGAUCUGGGAGAAUGUUGAUUGCCAACCCCAGAUUCAGAGCCUCAAGGAGCAUCUGGAGGACGACCCAGAAACAGAGGAUUCAAAAUAG
Molecule: messenger RNA, 1263 nt
Organism: Triticum turgidum subsp. durum (durum wheat)
Lineage: Eukaryota; Viridiplantae; Streptophyta; Magnoliopsida; Poales; Poaceae
Source: the annotation of a GenBank genome assembly